Messenger RNA from Sorex fumeus (smoky shrew), 1944 nucleotides. RefSeq names its product beta-1,4-galactosyltransferase 4 (gene B4GALT4). Gene Ontology annotation, biological process: carbohydrate metabolic process. Gene Ontology annotation, molecular function: glycosyltransferase activity. The record is from RefSeq and is a predicted model, not a curated record. The coding region runs from base 125 to 1156 and encodes 343 amino acids. The transcript is spliced from 6 exons. Lineage: Eukaryota; Metazoa; Chordata; Mammalia; Eulipotyphla; Soricidae.
GCACGCACUGAGGUAUUGCUGCUUCGGUUGUCAUCAAGCCUGUCGUCAGAGGGUGCAAGUUUGACUCGCAGCAUCCGGCCUGUGGUGUGGUGGAGAGAAAGAUUGGGUUCACCUAAGGAGAGACAUGGGCUUCAAGAUGACUUUCCCCCUCUCUUACAAGUACCGGUUACUGUUACUCUUCACCUUGUGUCUCUCAGUGGUUGGUUGGGCCACCAGUAAUUACUUUGUGGGUGCUAUCCAGGAGAUUCCUAAAGCAGGUUUCAUGGCUAAUUUCAACAAGGUCUUAGUUUGGGGGAAGGAAGAAACUCUGACCAAUGAAACAUCUCUGCGGAAAGUGGACCUCAGCAGCUGCCCUUCUCAAUCUCCGUACCUUCGAGGCCAGAGCAAGCUCGUUUUCAAACCCAAUCUCACUUUGGAGGACGUGCAGGCAGAAAACCCCCAGGUGCAUGGAGGCCGGUACCACCCGGAAGAGUGUAAGGCCGCCCAGCGGGUGGCCAUCGUCAUCCCACACCGGAACCGGGAGAAACACCUCACUUACCUGCUCGAGCACCUCCAUCCCUUCCUGCAGAGGCAGCAGCUGGAGUAUGGCAUUUACGUCAUCCACCAGGCUGGAAGUAAAAUGUUCAAUCGAGCCAAACUCUUGAAUGUGGGUUAUCUAGAAGCUCUCAAGGAUGAAAACUGGGACUGCUUCAUAUUCCACGAUGUUGACCUGGUGCCCGAGAAUGACUUGAAUCUUUACAAGUGCGAGAAGCAGCCCAAGCACCUGGUGGUCGGCAGGAACAGCACCGGCUACAGGUUACGUUACAAUGGAUAUUUUGGGGGUGUUACUGCCCUAAGCAGAGAACAGUUUUUCAAGGUGAAUGGAUUCUCUAACAACUACUGGGGAUGGGGAGGCGAAGACGAUGACCUCAGACUCAGGGUUGAGCUUCAGAGAAUGAAGAUCAUCCGUCCCUUGCCUUACAUAGGUAAAUACACAAUGAUCUUCCACACCAGAGACCGAGGCAACGAGGUGAACAGAGGACGGAUGAAGCUCUUACAUCAGGUGUCACGAGUCUGGAGGAAAGAUGGAUUGAGCAGUUGCUCAUAUAAAUUCCUCUCAGUGAUUUACAACCCUUUAUAUAUCAACAUCACGGUGGAUUUCUGGUCUGACCCAUGACCCUGAACAUUGUGCUGAAACUUGGAAGAGCUGAAUGGUAGCCUGCAAUAAUUUUGGUCCGGAGACUUCCGUUCGUAGACCACAUGAAGAACUUGUUGCAGCCAGUUUUUAAGCUGAGUUGUUCUUUUCCCUGUUUUUCAUUUUCAUGUUCUUUCUUUCUUUUCUUUUUUUUUUUUAAGUAGAGCUACUGUUGAUGAAGAACAAGAGAAGACAGCUUUUUUAAAGUUGUUUUUAACAUGAGAGUUAAGACUAUAAUAGUGAUACUUGAAAGACUAAGGGUAAAAGACAAUUCAGAGGAUAUCAUGAAGGCUGCUUGAGAACUCAGAUGGAAGGAAAUUAAAUCGGAAGUGAUCCAUCUUGGGUUAGAAGGUAAAAGGAAAUAAAAUUACUGAAUGUCACAGACAACCUGAAAUGCAGGGAGCAAGGCAGAAAGGUACUAAGCUAUGGUUCUGUUAUUCAUUUGGCCUAUGAACCUUUACCUGUGAAGAGACAGGUCUCAGGCAAGAAGAGCACAGAAGAGGCGGGAGCAGGAAGAAUCCAGAUGCUGUGAACUUGGGAAUGAGGAGCUGGAGGUCAGGGUCUGGGCGACAGGCCCCACCGCCGCCUUUUGUGGAGCAGAUCCCGCCCAGAUAGCUCUUCCCAGGACUCCCCCAGCAGAGAACACGUUCUCAACUUGUUUUUUAAGUAUUUUUGUAAAAUAAUUUUGUACAAGUAGGAAAUGAAUUAGCAGUUUACAAAUGACACAUUAAUAAUAUAGCAAAAGUACCUCUAGUAAAAGAUGAAAAAGC